UGCCAUGAAACAUCCUUCUACUACCACUACCCCACUUGUCACUAAAAAAGACUAGGAAAGUGCCUCACGAGAAUUAUUGAAGUUCAUCUCAAUUCCUUACACUUCUUACUUCCUCUCUUCUCAUCCAUCCAUCACUUACACUCUUACAGAUCUUCUUUUCUUGAUAUCAUGGCAGUUGCAUUAGUGGGUGGAGCUUUUCUCUCUGGUUUUGUUAAUGUUGCUCUUGAUAAGCUCACUUCUCCUGAGUUUCUCAACUUCAUCCGGAGAAAGAAGCUUGACAAUUUGCAUUUAAGGUUGAAGACUACUCUUUAUGCCGUUAAAGCUGUGCUGAACGAUGCAGAGCAGAAACAUAUAACAGACUCUGAAGUGAAAAACUGGCUUGAUGACCUCAAAGACGCUGUCUAUGUGGCUGAUGACGUUCUGGAUCUGCUUUCUACUAAAGCUGCCACUGGAAAGCAGGUGAGCAACAUCUUCUCUAGACAUUUCAAUUUCAAUUCUCAAGACAGGGACAUGGUUAACCGCUUGGAAGACAUAGUUGGCAGACUAGAAUCCAUUGUCAAACACAGAGAUAUUCUUGGUCUUAAGGAGGUUGCUAACGUCACCAUGUCAUCGAGACUUCCAUCUACCUCUCUCAUGGAGACUCGGUCUACUAUCUAUGGUAGGGAUCAAGAUGAGAAGGCCAUACUCAAGUUGUUGAUAGAUGAUAAUCAAAGUGAUGGUAAAGUAUGUGUCAUCCCUAUUGUGGGCAUGGGCGGAGUGGGGAAAACCACUUUAGCCCAACUGGUGUAUAAUGAUGAUCAUGUAAAGCAGAAGUUUAGUUUACGUGCAUGGGCUUGUGUUUCAGAUGAAUUUGAUAUUCUCAAGGUUAUGAAGACUAUCACAGGGGCUAUUACCAAAAGAAAUUGUACUCUGAAUGAUAUCGAUUUGCUUCAUCUUGAAUUGAAGGAAAAUUUGACCGGGAAGAAAUUCUUAAUAGUAUUGGAUGAUGUUUGGAUGGAGAAUUCUGUUAAUUGGAAUUUUCUUAUAAAACAUCUUCAGUUCGGGACACAGGGAAGUAAAAUCCUCGUGACAACACGUAGUGAAAAAGCUGCUUCUAUGAUCCAAACCUUCCAAUGUUACCAUAUGAAUCAAUUGUCUGAUAAAGAUUGUUGGUAUGUUUUUGCGAGCCAUGCAGGUAUUUCAUUAGAAUCUACCGGAAACAUGACUUUUGAAACAAUUGGUAGACAAAUUGUUAAAAGGUGUAAGGGGUCACCUUUAGCGGCACAAUCACUUGGAGGCUUAUUGCGAGGGAAGCAUGAUAUCGGAGACUGGAACAAUAUAUUGAAUAGCAACAUUUGGGAACUUCCUGAAAAUGAGAGCAAUAUUAUUCCAGCACUGAGAAUUAGUUAUCAUUAUCUACCUCCACAUCUGAAACGUUGUUUUGUUUAUUGUUCAUUGUUUCCGAAGGAUUAUAAGUUUUAUAAAGAUGAACUAAUCUUGUUGUGGAUGGCGGAGGAUCUUUUAGAGCCUACAAAAACUGGAAAGACUUUAGAAGAAGUUGGUCAUGGGUAUUUUGUUGAUUUGGCUUCAAGAUCAUUUUUCCAGAGAGAUAUAUCGAAUGAGUAUUUUGUGAUGCAUGAUCUUAUACAUGAUUUAGCAAUCUUACUUAGUGGAGAAUUCUAUUCUAGAUUGGAAGAACUUGGAAAAGAAGCUAAGAUCAGUACGAAGACUCGUCAUUUGUCAAUUAGUGGGUUCAUUGGUCAAGUCUCAGAAAGUUUUGAUAUUUUUUCCAAGGUAAAAAUUUUGAGGUCAUUUUUGCCAAUUAAUCUCAAAGAUUCUCCAUUCAACAAUGGAAAGGCAGCAUGCACCAUUCUCUCCAAUUUGAAAUACCUAAGAGAAUUGUCAUUCUGCAAAUUCUCAAAUCUAGAUGCAUUACCCGAUUCAAUAGGUGAAAUGAUUCAUUUGCGAUAUUUAAAUCUCUCUCACACAAGUAUAAAUGCUCUACCAGAGUCAUUGUGUAACUUAUACAAUUUACAAACAUUGAAGUUGUACAAUUGUAGGGAGCUGACUAUGCUGCCUAAUGACAUGCAAAAUCUUGUGAAGUUGCGCCAUCUUGAUAUCUGGGGAACUGAUUUAAAAGAGAUGCCUAGAGAAAUGAGUAAAUUGCAUCAUUUGCAGCAUUUAAGUUGCUUUAUUGUGGGCAAGCAUGAAGAGAAUGGGAUCAAGCAACUCGGAAAACUUUCAAAUCUUCAUGGAUUACUUAAGAUUAUGAAAUUGGAGAAUGUUAGCAACAGUAAUGAAGCAUUGGAGGCUAAGGUAAGGGAUAAGAAGCACCUUGACCGCUUAGAAUUGUGCUGGUCUUCAGGAAACGAUUUUAACGAUUCCCAAGGUGAAAUGGACAUUCUUUGCAAGUUACAACCUCAUCAAGACCUGAAAGGACUAGAGAUAUCUGGAUACAGGGGCACAAAAUUUUCAGAAUGGGUUGGAUACUCUUCCUUCCAUCGCAUGACUCGCAUAGUUCUAUCUGGCUGUGAGAACUGUUGUAUGCUUCCUUCCCUUGGACAACUACCCUCUCUCAAGAGUCUUCAUAUUAGAAAAUUGAAUGGGCUUGAGAAUGUGGGUGUUGAAUUUUUCAAGAGUGAUGAUUCCUUUACUGGGACACCCUUUCCCUCCCUUGAAAAAUUGGAUAUUUGGAACAUGCCAUGUUGGGAAGUGUGGAAUCAUCCAAUUGAGUCAAAUGCCUUUCCUCAGCUAAAGCGCCUCACCAUAAGUGAUUGUCCCAGAUUAAGGGGAGAUUUGCCAACUCAUCUUCCAGCUUUGGAAUCACUUUCGAUUAAGAAUUGUGAGCAGCUUGCUUCUAACCUUCCUAGGGCUCCCGUCAUCCGGUCAUUAAAUGUAGAGAAAAGCAAUAAAGUGUCCUUGCGAGAGCUACCCAUUUCGGUGGAAGAGCUAGAAAUCAGAGGAAGCGAGGCGGUGGAGUCUAUGUUUGAGGCCAUCUCCAUCAUCCAACCAACUUGUCUUCAAGUUUUAGAGAUCCGGAGUUGUUCAUCUGCCUUAUCAUUCCCGGGAGAUUGUUUACCCGCAUCACUCAAGAGAUUGGAAAUCAGGAAGUGUAGGAAACUAGAAUUUCCAAAGCAAAACGAGUUACUUGAAGCGCUGACUGUAUGGGACAGCUGUGAUUCUCUCAUAUCCCUUCAGUUGGAGACCUUUCCAAAUCUCCGUUCUCUCACCAUCAUAAACUGUGCAAAUCUGGAACGUAUUUCAGUACCGAAUGCAGGUCUUCACAAUCUCACAUCUUUCGAGAUAAAUGGCUGCCCCAAAUUUGUAUCAUUCCCAAUAGAAGGAUUGCAUGCGCCCAACUUGACUGAAAUCGUCGUCUUUAAUUGCGAAAAGUUAAAGUCAUUACCUUGUCACAUGAAUACUCGUCUCCCAAAGUUAGAAUCUCUGUGGAUAAGUAAUUGCCAAGAAAUUGAGUCCUUUCCUAGUAAAGGGGAUAUGCCGUCUAGCUUGAGAUCACUUACCAUCGACGGCUGCGAGAAUGUGAUAAGGAGCACAUGCCUAGCUUCGAUGGACAUGCUCACUGACCUUACCAUUGGAGGUCCAUGGGAUGGGGUCAAGUCCUUCCCGCAGGAGGGUUUGAUGUUGCUGCCUCCCUCCCUUACCUCCCUGCGCCUAUCUGGAUUAAUAAGUGUGGAGACGUUGGAGUGCAAGGGGCUUCUCCACCUCACCUCCCUCCAUCAAUUAACGAUUCGGUUCUGUCCCAAGCUGAAGAAUGUGGCGGCAGAAAGGCUGCCUGCCUCUCUAAUAAAACUUGAUAUCAUUAGGUGUCCUCUGCUGGAAGAACGGUGCAAAAUGAAGCACCCACAAAUUUGGCCCAAAAUUUCCCACAUCCCAGGCAUUGCAGUUAAUUACAGAUGGAUUUCUUGAACUUGAACCAGGAUUAUCAAUAGUUUGUUUGCACAAGGUCAUAUGGGUUAGCUGCCCAGUCACAACAACAGCAAAAAUUAACAUUUAAAGACAUUGAAGCGGCUAACUCCCUUGUUGAUUAUGCUAGGAAUAUCAGUACAAUCAAGACCCUGUUGCAUCUGGUUCAGAAUCAGGAAGAAAUGUUGAAUCACUUCUUGAGAAAUCAAGUAAGUAAGUCAAUCGUGCCCAAUAUAGACAGGACUAAUUCUAUGAGUCACUGCUUAAUUGAGACCUUUCCAAAUCUGAGUAAACUUGCAACCAGAAACUGAAACUCUGAAAUGUCCUUCCGACUCAGAGUCACAGGAUAGUGUUCUUAAGAAUCUCUGUCAUUUUUCCAUUGAUGGACGCCACAAUAUUGUCUCUCCCAAGAGAAUGAUGGCAUGCGCCCAGCAAGACUAAAUUUCUCGUCUUCGGAUGCUAGAAGUUGAAGUUAUUGCCUUCUCACAUGAACACCCUUCUUCCAAAGUUACCCGAGUGAAUGAUUUGCUUGAAAUUGAAUCCUUUCCUGAAGGAGGUCCAUGUCAUGGUGUCAAUUGCUUCCCUCCCCAAGGAGGCUUUUUUCCAACAGUUCUCGAUUUAUCGAAUAGGAAGUUGAGAGGGAAAUCUAUAUUGUAAAUUGUAGGUACAGCUAUAGAAGAAGUGUUGGAAGUUGAAAGAAACCAUAACAUAGCUUCAAACUGGAUAAUACUUGAAGGCUUGUUUGUCAACCUCUUCUCACUAUAAGCUACUCAAACAAGACUUCAUCCCGGGAGGGAAUAAAAAAGACUGCAACUUCCGAAGAUGGCUGCAAGUUUUGCUUCCAGAUGUUCUCGUGGAUUGUUAGCACAAGUUGUUUUAGUUUAGAUGCCGGGGGGUCACCUUCAAUGUGCUUUUAUUACAAUUAUUAGAGGAUCAAGCUAAGAAGGAAGUUGGUUAGUUAUUAGUUCCGAGCAGUUAGUUAUUAGUUUCUAUGUUCUGUUAAUUCUUAUUUGUUCGUUAGUUAGUUAGUUAGCUCAGCUUGGGUAGUUAUCUUCUGUAGCCUAACUCACAUUAGCAUAGAUUAAUACGGCCUCCUCUAUAUGUGAAUGAGGCUAGAUCUGUACAAUCCAAGAAUCAACCAAGUGAGCAUUUGACUCUUCUCUUAACAAAUUCUCUGUUAGCUUUGGUUACAACAAUAACUUUCUCCAGGAGACUGAAUUUCCUUCACACUGUUAUACAUGACGUGUAUUGGUUGUCCUGCAUUGCUGCUGCUUUUUCUUGCCAUCCUUUUUCUGUAGCACACGAAAAUUCAAGGGUUCUUCAGCAUCACAGCCGCACAAUAUAUCUGAUGCAGCGGAAGUCGUACUAGGAUUGCAAGCGCAAAUCCUAAAAGAAAAGGUUUCUGGAAUCCACCAGAAAGUAAGGGUUAGCAAGCACUGAACCCUAAAAAGAUAACUCUGGAAUCCACCAGUAAAGAGAGAAAAAUCUCAAAUUUGAUUAUCAAUAAUAAACUGAAUAGGCUAUUGCCUUACACGUGCUUAAAUAGAGAAAUAGGAAAACCCUAAUGAAACUAAAAAUAAUGAAAAUCCUAACUAAAAGAUCCUAAACUCAAUUAGAAAGUAAUUAAAAAUAACAAAUCCUAACAAAUUGAUCCUAAACUUAAUUAAAAACAGAAUAGAUUCGGAAUGAUCCUAAAUAUAUUUAAAAAUACUAAAAAUAAUAAAUUCAUAAUUAAUUUGCUCCUGCAUCAGGCUCCUCUUCUUGUGAAGAACUCGACCCCGAGUUCUAACGUAACAAAAAAAAACAAAGGAGGCCUCUGUUCGGAACUCAUGAACGACAUUAAGAAUGCCAGGGUCAAAUACCCAAAUUUGUGUAGAACUAUCUGAUGUCCGCAUGAAUGCGUCACAACCAAGUGCCUCUGAUGUCUUUACAUUCUUGAUGCAGCGGAAGUCAUACUAGGAUUGCAAGCGCAAAUCCUAAAAGAAAAGGUUUCUGGAAUCCACCAGAAAGUAAGGGUUAGCAAGCACUGAACCCUAAAAAGAUAACUCUGGAAUCCACCAGUAAAGAGAGAAAAAUCUCAAAUUUGAUUAUCAAUAAUAAACUGAAUAGGCUAUUGCCUUACACGUGCUUAAAUAGAGAAAUAGGAAAACCCUAAUGAAACUAAAAAUAAUGAAAAUCCUAACUAAAAGAUCCUAAACUCAAUUAGAAAGUAAUUAAAAAUAACAAAUCCUAACAAAUUGAUCCUAAACUUAAUUAAAAACAGAAUAGAUUCGGAAUGAUCCUAAAUAUAUUUAAAAAUACUAAAAAUAAUAAAUUCAUAAUUAAUUUGCUCCUGCAUCAGGCUCCUCUUCUUGUGAAGAACUCGACCCCGAGUUCUAACGUAACAAAAAAAAACAAAGGAGGCCUCUGUUCGGAACUCAUGAACGACAUUAAGAAUGCCAGGGUCAAAUACCCAAAUUUGUGUAGAACUAUCUGAUGUCCGCAUGAAUGCGUCACAACCAAGUGCCUCUGAUGUCUUUACAUUCUCCUCUUCUUCCAAAGAACUUGACCACAAGUUCUCUUCUAAAUAAAAGGCUUCAAUAUGCAAACCAACCAAACGAACAACACCAUUACUACAACUUCGAACUAUUUUUUCAUCAUCUCCUUCAACAAAUAUCUCAUGAGCACCAUCACUAUCUUUAAGCAAUUCUAACCUCUCCAGUUUCUCCAAAAUAACAUUGGGGGCUUUUGAAUUAUAGGGGAUAAUGCCUUGUACUCCUGUAGGAAGCGGAGUUGAAGAUUUGAAUGUAAGAAACUCUGAGGACUUCAUGUGGCCAAAGUUUUCAUCUUUUGUAACGUCUACUUCCCUUGGUUUCUGCGCAGAUGGUACCAAAUCAUCCACCAACAUUUUUGCCUCAUCUUCCAUGUCAACAAUAGAGGAUGGCGCAAAUGAAAUUUGAGAAUCUGAUUCCGAAGAAGUUGCGUACAUAGGUCUUGCAGAUGGACAUGAAUUUGAAAUAGGUUUUGGUAGGGGUUGUGGCAAGGAAAUUGGAUUUGCAGUCGGUGAUAUGUUGGGGUAAGGAUUGAUAAGGUUGGAUGUAGCAGGUUGGGGGUGUGGAGUUUCGGUGGUUUUAGAGGUUGGGUACUGAACUUGGUAAUAAGGAUGAGAUACGGAUGGUGAAUGCAAAGAUUGGGAAGGUAAAGAUAUAGCGGAACGAUUGUUGUUGUUGUCGCGCGGAAACCUAUGUGGUUUCCCUCUCCUGUCUCGUCGCCGGUUACCGUUGUUGGUAUUGUUGAUCUGCGCCGUUAAAGCCGCUGUGAACGUCGCCAUAUGUUGUAUCAUUUGUUGUGUCAUAUGUUGCGUAAUAGCAGUUAGGGCCGCGGUAAGAGCCGCGGUAACAUCCUUUAGGUCUGCUUUGGUCAUUGGUUGAUCUUCCAUGGUUGAUCAAGCAAAGAAAAGAGACAGGAGAAAGCCUGCUCUGAUACCACUUGAUACAGCGGAAGUCGUACUAGGAUUGCAAGCGCAAAUCCUAAAAGAAAAGGUUUCUGGAAUCCACCAGAAAGUAAGGGUUAGCAAGCACUGAACCCUAAAAAGAUAACUCUGGAAUCCACCAGUAAAGAGAGAAAAAUCUCAAAUUUGAUUAUCAAUAAUAAACUGAAUAGGCUAUUGCCUUACACGUGCUUAAAUAGAGAAAUAGGAAAACCCUAAUGAAACUAAAAAUAAUGAAAAUCCUAACUAAAAGAUCCUAAACUCAAUUAGAAAGUAAUUAAAAAUAACAAAUCCUAACAAAUUGAUCAUAAACUUAAUUAAAAACAGAAUAGAUUCGGAAUGAUCAUAAAUAUAUUUAAAAAUACUAAAAAUAAUAAAUUCAUAAUUAAUUUGCUCCUGCAUCAAUAUCCCAUUGAUUGCUAGCCCUGUUUUCUAUAAAGUAUAAUUCUCGGAUAAUUGUAUACAUUCUGUGAUUUGAGCUAAUGGUUAAAAGUUAGGGAUCACAAAACUAAAAGAUCAAGGCCUAUAUUCCAAUUGGCUAAAGUGUUAUGCUUGCAAUGAUCUUUUUUGUUCAACCACUGCAUUUCGUAACCAGCCUGACAUUUCAUUCAGCUCCACAACUCUUAUUUUGAUAUAUUUAAGCCUGUCUUCAUGUCACUUGUACAUCCUUUGCAGUAAUUAUCUUUUUUAAUUUAAUGGUGAACUGAAUUUUAUGUUGACAAGAUGAUAUUCUCAUACUCUCAACUUACUAUUAUUUGUUUCAUGUGUUGAAAAUUAAAAAUCAAACUAGUGGGUCGUUCUCUGUUCAGUGGUUUAAGCAACAGUCACCUUGGUUCACAUGAGAUGA
Lotus japonicus is the source of this 8219-nucleotide messenger RNA. Its product is annotated as 50S ribosomal protein HLP, mitochondrial-like. Gene Ontology annotation, cellular component: mitochondrial large ribosomal subunit; ribosome. Bases 169 to 3906 code for a protein of 1245 amino acids. Gene Ontology annotation, biological process: translation; defense response to other organism. The record is from RefSeq and is a predicted model, not a curated record. Lineage: Eukaryota; Viridiplantae; Streptophyta; Magnoliopsida; Fabales; Fabaceae. The transcript has 8 exons. Gene Ontology annotation, molecular function: structural constituent of ribosome; ADP binding; large ribosomal subunit rRNA binding.